AUAUUUGCUAUGGUACCGCUACAUUUCUUGUUUCACUUUCAAAUGCACAGUAAGGAAAUAUGAUAUCCUAGUCACACCAGUCGCCAUGUUAUCAUUCAGAACUCCCUUGAUACCAAAGAGUGGUUUUAUUCCAUCGUUUUUUCUGUCUUUACGGGUUACUGUAAUGGGAAAGCAGUAGCUUGACCACGGUACUCUCUCAUUGAACGGGGCAUCUUCCGCGGUGAACAUUCUACAGGAAAUUCCCAUCACACAGGCGCCAAGAGUCCUCGCAAUUCGAACCAGAAGGAGUUCAUAACAUAAUCGCAAAGGAAUAUUGUAAUAUUGAGUCCUUGUGGUUCGACCUUAUACAUAUUCACCUAUUGGACUGGUACACUUUCUCAGACCAUUUCGCGUAUUUAUUGGCCUUGUAGCGGGCUAUAUAGAGAAAGCAGCGCGCUAGCAUGUGUGUGGAGUAUGUUAGAUGUUCUUAAACACUACACAGGGUUAAAUUCAACCGAGAAAUUCAUAGAAACGUUCCUGAAAUAAGCGGAAAACACAAGUAGCUAAUUGUUAUUCUGCUGGAGCUUCGAUCCGUUCAGUUGAAAGAUAAACUUGCGAACUCGCGGUUUCCGCUGGAUCUUUGGUCCACUGCUGCACAGGGCUCGACAGCAAAUUAAUCCCUGGUGCUCUAGGGAUCCUACAAGGACGCUAUGUACCCCGAUUUAAUGAAAGAUGGCAAGGGAAUAUUUUAUUCUAGCCUUUAUUCUCUUCUAAGUUCAUGCAUUAUUCCGGUUUGCCACAUGUCAAGCAAAACUCAUAUCAAUUUUUAAUUCUGUAAUUCAAGGACCGUAUAGAUUAACUUAAAAUUAGCUAACGACUCUUAGCUACCAGUAUAACGCAAAAACUUUGAUUUUUUUUUGUUAAGUGGGGAUCAAAAUUGUCCAAACGCAUACUUCCAUUGCACUUUAUUUCCCCGUUUUACCCAUUAUAAUCCUUACACACUCUUUACAUAUUUUUCCGCUUUGGUUUUGAUGUUAUGAGUUUCGAUAUUUUUGCAUGUGAGGUAUUCAUUCCUGCAGCAGCCAAGCUUGGGUUUUGUUAUUCAUUUACAGAGUGAUAAAAUCUCUUAUCGACUUGUCCAUCGCGCAUAUUUCUAGCAUUUCGUGAGCGCGGGGUCUGUCUAACCGAGACCGCCCUCGGAUACUUGUACGGAUUCGAACUCCUGGAAACUUGCUCUCUGAUUAAUGACACAUUUCGUAUUGUAACCAAGGACUAUAUGUAAAUCGUAAAUGCAUAGACGCUUUACUCACUCCGAGAUCUUCCUACUUCCGCUUGGCUAAUAAACCAACUGCGUAUGUAGAGAAUUCCGUUCAGUGAGCAUUUGCUGAUACGAGAAUUUAGUCAAGAGAGAGUUAAUAUCGGGCAUCUGGCGUUAACCCUACCGUGACGGUCCGUCCUGCCAACUCCGGCGCCGCUCUUGAUAACACCGAGCCAUUCCCGCACAUCAUGGCAGCGCCUAAACGCCGUAGAAGCAGCUCAUCAUCUUCCUCAAGCUGUUCUCCCUCACUUACUUCACCGCGCUAUGUUACUCGGGCGUUUCUUCGCGAGCGGCGGGCUAGCGGGAUCGAGAACAUUGGGCCUUACUUCGGUCGUCUGCCGCCCGAGAUGAUACGAUUGUUGAUCUCGUAUCUCGACGCGCCUGGCUUGUCGAAAUUCAUCUCGACGUGCCGCGUCUUUAGCUCUUACACCGAGCAGUCAUGGAGGAAACUGUGCAAGAAACAAGGCCUUGCUCUCACGCCAACAGUUCUGUGUGUGGCGAACCCGGCGAAUCCUGGCAGCGAUUAUGAUUACGACAGGGCCGUGGAGCUGAGCUUUGGGGAAAUGAGGUGGAAAUUAGCACUGAAAAGGAACUGGUUGUAUUCCAAUUGGAAAUGUGUCGUGUGUUAUCGGAACUGUUCGCAACGCGUAGAUUCGCAUUUCGACGUGGCGUUGUGUGACACAUGUCACCCUCUGUUCUAUCGCCGGAAAUGUCACGCAAAGGAACAAUUCAGCCUAACUGAAAAAGACCUUCGCCUUCUAGAAAACGAUUCAUACGAAUUUUUAGUCUCUGAUCUAAUUAGAAUAGCACGCGCAAAAUAUGGAAACAAAGAAGCCCUAGAGGAUCGGUUACAGGACCGACAACGAGUAAAAACCAGGCGUGAGGCGGAGAAGCAGUGUGCGCUGAUCCAUAGGGAACAAGAAGUGAUCCGAGCUCUUGAGCACAUGAACAGCUCCUAUGAGGACAUUGCUAGUGUUGAUGCGAGGUGCAUGCCGUAUGUGAGCACUCCUGCCAGCUAUUCGUAUGCUCCACACCAGUCCCCUGAGGAUGCAGCAAAGUGGCUGAUUGCAUGGAAGGACCGACAGGAGACCAGGAAUAAGUUACUACUGGCGGAGAUAUCUGCUAGGGCGUCAAGGUGUAAAGGAUGCCGUGCCAAGUAUGACUACAGGCUUGUACAUGGGUCCAAAUGUACACAUGUAUCAGAUGAGCAAUGUGAAAAGUUAAAAAAGGCCAUCAAAGAGAACUUCCACCAUGAUAUAGCUCACUACAGUCGACAUGGCCAGUUAUCCCUAGAGACUGGCGUGUACGACCUGGAGCACCGGUCAGCUCAGGAGCUGUUCAUGAGGAAUGAGAGAAGAAUGAAACUACAGGAGGAACUGGAGUCUCAAAGAGAGGAAUGGCCCGAAAUCCUACUAGGCAGCAAAGAUCCUAUGAACUGCUCAUACGCACAAGAUUACAUCUACAAAGGAGUCGCCAUCCUUGACGCUGAAGGGAACAAAUGUCGCCUUAAGAAUGCCAAGGACGUGGGCCGUAUCAUCUUAGCUCAAGCAAGAGGGUGGAACAGACGGUUCAACCAAGUCAAGGAGGAGUUGGGGAAGAAAGGAUUCUUCCCCCCAUUUAACAAGAUGAUGAUAGAGAGCAACCUCUUGAUUGACGACUUUGUCGAUAGCAUGAUAGUGGUGCGAGGGGAUCAUAUAGUGGCCUGCACAGCGGUAGAGAUUGCCGACAGGAUAGCCGUCAUUGAGGGGAAGGAGGAAGAACAAAAGUCAGCUGUAGCAGAGAGGUGUGCCAGGAUUUAUGCCGAGUGCAACCCGAGACCAGACUUUGAGGGGUUGAAACAGGACAGAAGAAACAAGUUAGUAAAGCACAUGGAACUAGAAUCUGCUAAAGACUUUGUGAAAGGUGACCCCUGCUGGAAUCCUGCUUAUGAAUAUGUCAACUGGGUGGUCAUUACCAGACUUCUUGAUCCAGAACAUAAAGAAAGGCUAAGGAAAUUUGUCAAUUUACCCUCACCCUGUCCUGGGACAACAACAUCCCUGUUUGGAUACAAAAUCACCACAUUAGAAGCUGUUUCAGGGCUGAUACGGCUCAAGAUGCGUCUCAAGGCUCGCUCUUCAAAAAUAGAUAAAUUAGCCUAAAUUAGGUAGAAUUCUAUUCGCAAUUCCUCUCAUAAGAAAGCAAAUGUAGCUUCAACAUAGUUAGGAAAUACUAAGCAGAAUACAGGAAGGAAAAAACUAUAAGGGAAAUAUUUAAACCGAGAAAAGAAGUGUUCUGUUUAUUAUUUGGUGUUGUUCAUCAUUGUUAAGGGUGUGUGUGUGAGGACAAGUUUCUAGUACAAGGAAUUACCUUGCAUUAGCAUAAUUGGUCAUUAUGCAGUACUAUAUACCAUGCUGCAGAAGUCAUUGAUAGAGGUAGUGAAAGUGAAACUGUUCUUGUAUGCCUUUUCAAUGCCAUAACAUUGACUUAAGUUUAAGUGUGUGGAGUAGUAAUCAACUGAUGUGAUGAUAAGUGAGUCUCUCAUUUAUUCAUAUCAUUGCUAGCAUAGCAGAGUAACACCAUAAGGUUUUCCUUCCCUGGGGUUGUUUAUCAAAAUCACAUUUAUGAAUUAUUAAUCCCUACUUAUUUGGGAAUAUGCCUAUUAUGCAAUCACAAAUUUACAACAAUUAUAAUUCUAUUUUUUGAAUAUGCUUCAGCAAAUUGUUUAUCAAAAAAUCAUUGCAAAAAUUUACAAAAAUAUCGAAUUUACAAAAAUAUCAAAGAAUAUUGAAGAAAAGGCACAAUGUUUUGUACAUACAAAGAUUAAUCAGCAUGAAAAUCAGGACAACUGGUGCAUUUUCUCACCAGUUCUAUGCUCAAGUUAUACAUAUUAGAAAAAAAUUAGGACAAAAUUAAUAUUGAUUAUAGAAAUUACUAAUAGCUGCUAAAAUAAUUUCACAAAUACUGCUAUAUGGCAUGAACUUGAGAAACAACUAUAAAAUAAUUUCAAAUACUGCUAUAUGGCAUGAACUUGAGAAACAACUAUUUCUAUUGUAUUUCUAUGAUUGUCCUUAUCUGUACAUGCUAUGACUUGUAAGAUGCUCUCAAUUUUUUACUAAAAAGAUGGACAAAUUCCUUAUAGAAAUCAGACAGAUUUUAAUAAUAAUUCAAAGUUUUCAUACAUCAAAGCACUUGAUAUUUAAAAGAAUGCCUUAAAAUGGCGGCAUUGUACAAAUAAAAAGACUUUAGACGUGCAUUUCUGCCGUUUCAUAUAAAAACUCAAGUUUUGUGCUACACACAAAAUACACUGUUUUAGUUCACUUUGUGUACUAAAGUGUUGUAAGAAUGUUCAAAUAAAACCGCAAUUUGAAUCAAA
This is a messenger RNA of Nematostella vectensis (starlet sea anemone), 4649 nucleotides long. RefSeq lists its product as uncharacterized. Lineage: Eukaryota; Metazoa; Cnidaria; Anthozoa; Actiniaria; Edwardsiidae. The transcript is spliced from 9 exons. Bases 1486 to 3435 code for a protein of 649 amino acids. Gene Ontology annotation, molecular function: protein binding. The record is from RefSeq and is a predicted model, not a curated record.